GGGCGUUUCUGCCCUGUUUACUACUAGGCCUCCGCCACCGGUCAGAGCCCAGCCUCCCGCACCGCAAAGCUUCCUGGAAAUGUCCUCAUUAUCACUUCCCCUGCAGGGCUGGGGGCUGGGAGCGGGCAGUCCCCUCCGCCCCCGGCUCGGGCCGCUCCCGCCUGCUCCGUUGCGCAGCAGUCCUUGGAGAGCGGCUGCCCGGGCUGGCGGCUCCCACACGCGCGGCCCGCGCUCCGGCUCCCAGCCGCUUCGCCAUGAGGGUCCCGGGUGGGCGCUGCGGGGCGCUGCUGCCCUGCCUCGCCUUCGUGAUCGUCGUCUCCGAGGCCAACUUUUUAUCCAGGCAGGAUGCUUCCCAAGUCCUAGUUAGGAAACGUCGUGCAAACUCUAUGUUGGAAGAAGCCAGAGAGGGCAACCUUGAAAGAGAAUGCAUUGAAGAAAUUUGUAAUAAAGAAGAAGCCAGAGAAAUCUUUGAAAAUCAUCCUGAAACAGAUUAUUUUUAUCCAAAUUACUUAGUUUGUCUUGGCUCCUUCAGAGCUGGAUUGUCCAACAAAGAACUUUCGAAAAAAGCUGUUGCUACUGAACUAAGGAACUGUGUCAAUGCCAUUCCUGACCAGUGCAAUCCAAUGCCGUGCAGUGAAGAUGGAUAUAUGAAGUGCAAAGAUGGCUUAGCUACAUUCACUUGCAUUUGUAAGCCUGGCUGGCAAGGAGAGCUGUGUGACUUUGAUAUAAAUGAAUGCAAAGAUCCCUCAAAUAUCAAUGGAGGUUGUGAACAGAUUUGUGAUAAUACACCUGGAAGUUACCAAUGUUCCUGUAGAAGUGGUUUUCUUAUGCUUUCAAAUCAAAAAGGAUGUAGAGAUGUGGAUGAAUGCUUUUUAAAGCCAGACAUUUGUGGCACAGCUGUGUGCAGAAACUUCCCAGGAGGCUUCGAAUGUGAAUGUGCUGAAGGCUACAGAUACAGUCCCAAAUCAAAAACGUGUGAAGAUGUGGAUGAAUGCUCAGAGAACAUAUGUUCUCAACUAUGCGUCAAUUAUCCAGGAAGUUACUCUUGUUCUUGUGAUGGGAAGAAAGGAUUCAAACUUGCUCAAGAUCAGAAGAGUUGUGAGGAUAUUCCAGUAUGCCUUUCUUUGAAUCUUGAAAAAAAUUAUGAAUUACUUUAUCUGGCAGAGCAUUUUUCAGCGGUUGUUUUAUACUUAAAGUUUCGUUUGCCAGAAACCACCAGGUUUUCUGCUGAAUUUGAUUUCCGCACAUAUGAUUCAGAAGGUGUUAUCCUAUAUGCAGAAUCUCUAGAUCGGUCUUCUUGGUUCCUGAUUGCACUUCGUGAUGGAAUGAUUGAAAUUCAAUUUAAGAAUGAGUAUUCUACCCAAAUCACAUCUGGAGGCAAAGUUAUUAAUAAUGGUCUAUGGACUAUAGUCUCUGUGGAAGAAGUAGAACACAGUAUAAGUGUUAAAGUAGCUAAGGAACCUGUGAUGAAUAUAAUUAAGCCUAAUACUCUUUUUAAGCCUUCAUAUGGCUUUCUAGAAAUCAAAGUAUAUUUUGCAGGAUUACCUCACAGAAUGGAGAAUGCACUCAUUAGACCGAUUAAUCCUCGUCUAGAUGGAUGUAUACGAGGCUGGAAUUUGCUAAACCAAGGAGCUUCAGGAGUUAAGGAAAUUAUUCAAGAAAAACAAACUAAGCAUUGUCUUCUCACUGUGGAGAAGGGCUCCUACUAUCCUGGUUCUGGAGUUGCUCAAUUUAACAUAGAUUAUAAUAACGCAUCCAAAGCUGAGGCUUGGCAACUGAAUGUCACCUUGAAUAUUCGUCCAUCUGCUGGCACUGGUGUUCUGUUUGCCUUGAUAUCUGGUAACACAGUACCCUUUGCCUUGUCCUUGGUGGAUUCCACCUCUGAAAAUUUUCAGGAUAUCCUGGUGUCUGUUGGAAAUACUGUAAUAUCUCGGCUAGAGGCUGUAAAUCUGUGUUCCGGUCAAAAUACAAAUCUGGAAUUCAAAGUCAACAGAAACAGCCUAGAGCUCUGGACUGUUCAUAGAAAAGAUCUUCUCUACUCUGAAGACCUUUCAAAACAACUUGCCAUCUUGGACAAAGCCAUGAAAGGAACAGUGACCACUUACCUAGGUGGCAUCCCAGAUAUUCCAUUCAAUUCCACACCGGUCAAUGCCUUUUAUAAUGGCUGCAUGGAAGUGAACAUCAAUGGUCUACAGCUAGACCUGGACGAAGCCGUUUUCAAACAUAAUGAUAUAAGAGCUCACUCAUGUCCAGCAGUUCUGAAAAACACACAUAAUUCUUAAGGCAUCUCUUCUGCUAAUAAUACCUUAUUCCUAUUGUAAUUAAACUGAUAUUUCAAUAAUAGCUGCAGGGCUUGUGAUGUGCAAAUUUAAUUAUUUUGUGGUUCUUUCACCAUUUUGGAACUUAAAAAACAGUCCCUUUUCAAGAAAAUAAGAUGGCUGGAGAGAAAUUAAACAAUGAAACAAAUUAUAAUUUGAAUUUUAUGAAAAGUAAUUUUUUAAAUUUUCACUUCUACAAAAGUGAAAUGUAAUUUUUAUCAGUUUUAACUAGUGUUUUAAUACCUAUUUUACUGAGAAAACAAAACAGGAAAUCCAAACAAAGUGCAUAUAACUAACAUUAUUGAUAAGAACUGAUACUAUUUUUUUACAUAUUUUUUAAUGACAGAAAAAUAGACAAAAUUGAAGGCUUGCUACUAUGAAUUAAGUUUAGACCUUAAAUAUUAUUACAACAAUUUCUUGGGGACCCAAAUUUGACCUAUUGUUUUUCUCUUCACUUCACAUUCAAAGCAGUUGCGUGACUUAAAUUUGAAAACAAGUAGAAAAAUUUUCAUGAGAGCAUUCCUCAACUCUUGCUGGUUUAUAAUUGGAGUUCCUGGGGAUGGGAUACUAGAUUGUAUUGGAAUAUGUGCAGAAACCUAGGCUGGGAACAUGUCUAAAAUGUGGUCUAUGCAUCACACAAAAACAAGUUACAAAAGACAAUACCUAAUAAUGAAAAGGUGAGUAAAUAGUAAUAGAAGUUCAGUGGAGUUCAUGCCCAAUUCAAUCAGCUUAAUCAAUGGCUGAAUAAAUAGCACUACUACUACAAACACACAAAAAAUAGAAAUUCAUAUUUUUUCUUAAGUCCAACUUUAAUUACCAGGGUAGGCUGCAAGAAUGUGACUGUUGAAGGAUAAAGGAAUUAUGAAAGAUAGAACAGUUUGCAAUAAAAGGAUACCCAUAAUGGGACGGUUAAUAUUAUGUGUUUUAAUGAAGGAGCUAAGAUUACCCUUCACUUGCUGAAAUGAAUUUGCAAGUCAUAUCACCUUCAAACAAAUCAUUCACAGAAGGAAUCCAUUAGAUGUUUCAUUGCCUAUUAAAAUAAUAUUUUUUCUAAUAUAAGAUUUUUAUAUAUUGUAAAAGAUAAUAAAUUGGCACAUACUUAAAAUUUGUAUGAAUAAUGUCUAUAUUCUAGCAACAUUUUGAGCAGCAUAAAAUUACAUAAUUUAUAUGCAAUCAUAUAUCACAGAUCUUUAGUUAAAAUGAUAAAGCUCAUUUACAUUAUUAUAUCUGGGUUAUAGAAUGUAGUUCAUUAAAGGAAUAAAAGCAAAAGUAACAUGAAUUGAGUGUUUGACGUAUGAGAUAAAUUAUGCUAGGUUAUCUUUCUGAAUAAAACCUCUCCAAAUUACAAGCAUAGGUGAUGAAUUUCAGCAAGCAGUAAAAAAAGAAAAAAAGGAAGAAAAGACAAAGUGAAUUUUCUUUAAGGAGGAGUUCUAUGAUACCAUUUAAUUUUCCCACUCUAUUUCAACUUCCAUCAGAAUCAGAAAGCUUUCAACAUUCCGUGAUCCUCAUAGAGGCCCCAGAGACUUUAAAUUUUAUUAACUGUCCUUGAAAAAUGCUUGAAGGAGCUGGAGUGAUAGCACAGUGAAUAGGGCAUUUGCCUUGCACGCGGCCUACUUGGGUUGGAUUUCCAGCCUCCCAUAUGGUCCCCCGAGCUCCAGGAGUAAUUCCUGAAUGCAGAGCCAAGAGCAACCCCUGUGCAUCACUGAGUGUGGCCCAAAAAGCAAAAAAUAAAAAUAAAAAUGCUUGAAUAAGACAGAUACUAACUCCAUUGGCUAUCCUUUAAGUCCUGAUGCAGUACAGUGUUUUCAGAUGACUUUACAUAAAGAUCUUAUUUCAUCAUAGUCCUUAAAAACCUCCUUGGUUGGACCUGGAGAGAUAGCACAGCUGAUAGGCCAUUUCCCUUGCAUGCAGCCGACCAGGGUUGGAUUCCCAGCAUCCCAUAUGUUCCCCUGAGCACUGCCAGGAGUGGUUCCUGAGUGCAGAGCCAGGAGUAAGCCCUGAGCAUUGCCAGGUAUGACCCAAAAAGAAAAAGAAAUAAAUAAAACCUUUGUUUCCUAAUGAUUAUUUUAGAAAGUAAUGUUUAUCAAUCUUUUUAUGACCGUGGCCCCUUCUCAUCUUGUUUUUUUUCCCAUGGCCCGAUAUUUCCUAGUUUAAGACCCCAAUCCUAUCUAUUGGAACCCUAGUAUCAUGCUAUGGCCUCUCAUUUAUGCUUUUCACUUGUGGAAUAUUCUUUUGGAAUAUAUUGGGGAUAUAAUUCCAAAAUAUACAGAUAGGUUACGUGCGCCCUCCCCCCAUUGAGAAAAGUUGGCCUAGAGUACAUAUUAUGAACCCUGAAUUUUAUUAUAAAAUGAGUAGAUGUCAAUCCAAGAUGCUUGUUAGACCACCAAAAAUUCUCCUGUUACUAUAGUAACAACCAUAUUUCACCCUCUCUGAGUAGCCCUCCAAAAUACACUCCUUCUGUACCUGUUUGUCUUCAUAAUCCUAUAAUUGCACACUAACACAUGGACAUGCACAGGACAGACGAAUAAAACACUAAGUAAAAUAAUAGGAGAAUGAGUCAGAGAGGAGCAAGGUGUGUGUUGUAUAAAUAAAAUUAGGAGAUGAGAAGAGGACAAUGUAGAAAUAAAACGAAGAUAAUAUUUGGAGAUGCAGUGGAAUAUUUAUUAAGAUGAAUAAUAGAGGAAAGAAAAGAAAAUACAUAAAAUAGUUUAGGUGAAGAUAAUUAUAGAGAAAAAGGUGUUUUCCUGUAAAAUUUGAAAUAAGAGUUCAGAGGAAUCGUUUAAGAUUCAUGACAAGAUUAAAGAGAGAUAAUGAAUUGAGAUAGAAAAGCAAGGUUAAAAAAUAGCACUGUAGCACCGUCCUCCUGUUGUUCAUCAGUUUGCUUGGGUGGGCACCAGUAACGUCUCCAGGGUGAGACAUGUUACUGUUUUUGGCAUUUCGAAUAUGUCACGGGUAGCCUGCCAGGCUUUGCCGUGCGGGCAGGAUACUCUCGGUAGCUUGCAAGACUCUCAGAGAGGGACGGAAGAAUUGAACCUGGGUCGGCCAUGUGCAAGGCAAACACCCUAGAAACAGAAGAAAAUUCAGUGAAAAUAGACAAAAAUGAUGAAAACAAGGUGCACCUAAGAGGGGAGAGAAAUGGAAACCUAGUAGAAAUGAAAGAGUUGAUUUCAUACUUUGAGGAAUCCGUGGUAGAUUCCCCUUCUAGAAAUGUAUUCUAUUUCUAAUUUGUGAAUGUAUUUCCAGCAGAAGUAGACAUUUUAUUACUGUUUAUUAAAAAAAAACAGAAAUGGAAGGGUAGAGGGAACAUAUGCUGAAAGAAAGAGAGACAAACAUUUAAAAAAUAUUUGGGAAAGAAAGUAGCAACAAAAAGAAAAUAGAAAUAUGGGGGUAAUCAAAGACUAAUGAGAGAUUAUGGGAAAAGAGUAAUUUAGACUGAGAAAAAGAAAAGAAGAAAUAAAUACAGAGUGUAGCAAAUAGAAAAGAGGGUGGUCAACGAAUAUUUCCAAGUUGAGAAUUGUAAUCAUAAGACAGUGUAAAAAUGAUGAUCCAUUUCCAGAAGGUGGAGCUCUUAGCUAUAAGAGUUUCUUCUAUGAUUUCUCUUUAAUCAUGGUUUCCUUAAUCAUGGAAUCCUUAACCAUUGAUUCUUGAAGUUGAAUAGGAAUGGUGACUGCAACAUUCUGCCAAGAAGGAUGGAAGAUCUUGCAAACACUACUGCUUUGAAAUCUUUCUGCAUUAUUCUGACCUAUGGGCUCUGUUUACACAAAAGGGAACUGUCACUGAUUAUAUUCUAGGGAAAUUCUGAAGGUUUUCUUGAACAUGGCACAUGGUUAAUACUGGAGCUAAAGCUGUGAAAACUUCUUAGCCUACAACUGCUCGUGGAUUAUUAUGCAUAAUAACAUUUAAAAAAUAUUUGGGAAGGAAAGUAGCAACAAAAAGAAAAUAGAAAUAUGGGGGUAAUCAAAGACUAAUGAGAGAUUAUGGGAAAAGAGUAAUUUAGACUGAGAAAAAGAAAUUUUUUUUUUUUGGUUUCUCUUUUUUUAAUUGACAGGAAUGUUUAGUCACUGCUACUGAGGGGCACACGAAAGCAGAAUCAUACAACGCACGGUGGCUGCGCUCGGCUCCCCGUACCGCUGGCCCGGGGGAGGGGGGGUCACAAUCAAGGACCCUCCAAGCCCACAGAGUCCCUUCAGUGUGA
Sorex fumeus (smoky shrew) is the source of this 6513-nucleotide messenger RNA. It is a transcript of the gene PROS1, whose product is annotated as protein S. Lineage: Eukaryota; Metazoa; Chordata; Mammalia; Eulipotyphla; Soricidae. The record is from RefSeq and is a predicted model, not a curated record. Gene Ontology annotation, molecular function: calcium ion binding. The coding region runs from base 255 to 2282 and encodes 675 amino acids. The transcript has 15 exons. Gene Ontology annotation, cellular component: extracellular region.